Molecule: messenger RNA, 1743 nt
Organism: Fonsecaea multimorphosa CBS 102226
Lineage: Eukaryota; Fungi; Ascomycota; Eurotiomycetes; Chaetothyriales; Herpotrichiellaceae
Exons: 3
Coding region: 1-1743 (580 amino acids)
Biological process (GO): transmembrane transport
Molecular function (GO): transmembrane transporter activity
Source: RefSeq, a predicted model, not a curated record
AUGGCCUUCGGAAUUCUCGAGAUCAAGGCAGAACACCACGUUGCUGGUACAGUCCUUCUGGAUCAACGGGCUGCUCAUUCUGAAGCCGUCACGAAUCCUCUCAAACACGGGCGUGGAAAGGAUGACAACAUCAUUCUCGCGCCUCAACCGUCGGAAGAUCCCAACGACCCUCUCAACUGGUCGAAUCCCAAGAAAUAUGCCGUAUUCGCAAUCAUCGCCUUCGGCACCUUGUUUAUUGUUUCGGUGGCUGGAGGAAUGCUCAGCCCUGGCCUGAUUCGGAUCUCAAUGGAUCUCAAGCAAUCCCCGACUGCCAUCAGCAAGCUUUCAGGGUACAUGCAACUGGCCUCCGGCGCGACCGGGCCCUUCAUUUCUGCCUGGGCCAGAAAGUGUGGCAAGCGUCCAGUAUACCUGCUCUCGUCUGUUCUGGGACUCAUAGGUUGUAUCAUUGGCGAAUGUGCCACAGGAUACAACCAGCUUGUUGCGGCACGCGUCAUCCAGGGCAUAGCGUCUGCUGCCUACGAAUCCUUGGUCUUGUCUUCGGUUGGCGAUCUGUUCUUUGUGCACGAACGGGCGCCGUUAAUGGCACUGGUGAUCUUGGUCUGGACAGCCGCCACUGUCGCGGUCUCCAUCAUCGCAGGACCCAUCACUACAAACCUCGGCUGGAAAUACAACUUUCACAUCCUGAUGCCAUUGCUCGCCGUUCAGACCAUUGCCGCCAUCUUCUUCAUGCCCGAAACUGUGUACAGGCGAGACGCAAUUUAUGAGAUUGACGUCCUCGGCUCAGACGAGGACCUGCAGAAAUUGGGCUACGUGGAACAUCGACACCAGCGACGUCAGAGAAAAGACAACGACAUCAAAGUACAGGAAGACGGCAAAGACGAACGUGAUGUUGCCGAGGCCGAGAAUGCCGAACUUGGUCGUACGACGACUAGCGCGACCACUGCUUCGACCAUUCCUCCGCCCAAGACAUGGCUGCAGCAGAUGGCCGUGUACAAUGGCAUCUUUGUCCAAGAUUCGAUACUCAAAAUGGUGAUCGCUUGUCCCGCCAUUCUCCUCAAUUUGAGCGCCCUGUGGGCCGUUUUCGCCUACGGAAGUUCAGUCUGUUGGCAGAUCACCACCGCUGUGAUGGCUUCCAUCUUCUUCGCCGGCCCACCCUACCUAUACACCACGGCCCAAAUCGGCUAUACCUCCGUGGGUUCGAUGAUAGGCGCCCUGUUGGCCUGCCUGAUCAUGGGAAUCAUCGCGGAUCCAAUCACGAAGGCCAUGAGCCGCCGCAACCGUGGCGUCUUCGAACCCGAAUUCCAUCUUCCCAUGGUGUUCGUGGGCAGCGCUUUCGCGAUCGCGGGAAUGAUUGGCGAGGGUCACGCUAUCACCCAGGCGCAGAGCGUCUACCUCAUCUGCUUUUGCUGGGGCCUCAAUUCGUUCGGCCUAGGCGUGAUUGCUAUUUCGGUCAACACAUACAUUCUCGCAGCUUUCCGAAAUUACAGCACCGAGAUCUUCAUCAUGGCCAUGGUCUUUAGGAGCUUUGUUGGAUACGGAAUCGCCGACGUGAUUGUUGACUGGUAUAUGUCAGCGGGACCUGUGCAGAUCUUCGACAUCACUGCCGGCAUUGUGGGAGCAUUCUGUCUCCUCAGCGUACCUCUCUACGUUUUCGGGAAAAGGUACAGAAGCUACUGGCAGCAUCAUAAUUUGAUCAAGAUCUUAAAUCUAGAGACGGACAAGACUGGUACCGAAGAUGCUUGA